This is a messenger RNA of Dromiciops gliroides (monito del monte), 4840 nucleotides long. It is a transcript of the gene DLG1, whose product is annotated as discs large MAGUK scaffold protein 1. Bases 487 to 3183 code for a protein of 898 amino acids. Gene Ontology annotation, molecular function: kinase binding. The transcript is spliced from 24 exons. Gene Ontology annotation, biological process: chemical synaptic transmission; neurotransmitter receptor localization to postsynaptic specialization membrane. Lineage: Eukaryota; Metazoa; Chordata; Mammalia; Microbiotheria; Microbiotheriidae. The record is from RefSeq and is a predicted model, not a curated record. Gene Ontology annotation, cellular component: neuron projection; postsynaptic density membrane; neuromuscular junction.
CGGGAAAGAAAGCCUGGGGGAGAGAGGAUGCUGAGCUCCGGGGCCACGGAAUGAGCCUCUUGCGGCAACAUUUUGCCCCUCCCCCCCAAGCCGCCAGCAUCCAUUGAGCAUCGUGGCUCUGCCAGAGUUCUUUUCCUUUCCUGGAGGAGAUAGAGAGAGCAGGGCGGACUAUACUGCAGCAGGUGGAGGGAGCCGUUUUGAUGUGGGGCCCCAAGUGCUGCUCCAGGGGCAUUUGAUCAAGGAGCUGGACCGUGGCACUGGGAUGCUGCCUGGGGCCUUGCAGUUGGCUCAGUCUCUUCUCAUCUUAUGGAAUGCUGUGGUCUAGAGGAGAGAGGAGUACGGGAAGGAUUUCUGUGGCAAGGCUAACAUGCCAACCUGAUCUCCCGUGAGUGAGAGACGGAGAAGCUGCCGCUGCGGAAGAAUGCUGCAUCUUAGCACAGAUCUUUUUUUUUUUUUUUUUAAAGAAAUGCUUUGGAUCUAGAUUGAAUGUUUCUGCCAGGCAGCAAACACCGUUUACAAAGGCCUUUUUCUGCCAUCUCAGUCCUGGAUCGGUGGAAGUGCCCAGGCUCUGAAAAAAUGUCUCCCAGCAUCAAAAACUUGGAUUGCUUCUCUCCGAUGUUAUGCCACUGUAAAGUAGCUUGCAGCAGCAGCACGAUGUCCUUAAUGUUUGGCUGUAAGAAAUAUAGAUAUCAAGAUGAAGAUACUCCUCCACAAGAACACAGCUCUCCAAACAUUACCAACGAGGUGACUGGUCCUGAACUGGUUCAUGUCUCAGAAAAAAACCUUUCAGAGAUAGAAAAUGUCCAUGGAUUUGUUUCCCACUCUCAUAUUUCGCCAGUGAAGCCAACAGAAGCCGCACCUCCCUCUCCUCCCAUUGUCCCCGUGAUCCCUGUCCUGCCAGUCUCUGCUGAGAAUACUGUCGUCCCACCCACAACACCACAGGCAAAUCCUCCUCCAGUGCUGGUCAACACAGAUAACUUGGAAACGUCACCAUAUGUCAAUGGUACAGAUGCAGAUUAUGAAUAUGAAGAAAUCACACUGGAACGGGGCAAUUCAGGGCUUGGUUUUAGCAUUGCAGGGGGCACAGAUAACCCACACAUUGGAGAUGACUCAAGUAUUUUCAUUACAAAAAUCAUUGCAGGGGGAGCAGCAGCACAGGAUGGAAGACUACGGGUUAAUGACUGUAUUUUGCGAGUAAAUGAAGUUGAUGUCCGGGAUGUGACACACAGCAAAGCGGUUGAAGCCUUGAAGGAAGCAGGGUCCAUUGUGCGUCUGUACGUCAAAAGACGGAAGCCAGUGACGGAGAAGACAGUGGAGAUCAAGCUGGUGAAAGGCCCCAAAGCAGGUCUUGGGUUCAGUAUAGCUGGUGGAGUUGGAAAUCAGCAUAUUCCUGGGGAUAACAGCAUCUAUGUCACCAAAAUUAUUGAAGGGGGAGCAGCCCAUAAAGAUGGCAAACUACAGAUCGGAGAUAAACUUUUGGCAGUGAAUAGUGUAUGCUUAGAAGAAGUGACUCAUGAAGAGGCUGUGACAGCCUUAAAGAACACAUCUGACUUCGUUUACCUGAGAGUAGCAAAACCUACCAGUAUGUACAUGAAUGAUGGCUGUGUUCCUCCUGAUGUCACCAACUCUUAUUCUCAACCUGUGGAUAACCACGUUAGUCCACCGGCUUAUUUGGGCCAAACACCAGCGUCACCAGCCAGAUACUCCCCAGUUCCCAAAGGGAUGCCUGGAGAUGAUGAGAUUACAAGAGAACCAAGGAAAGUUGUUCUUCAUCGUGGAUCCACAGGCCUUGGUUUCAACAUUGUUGGAGGGGAAGACGGGGAAGGAAUAUUUAUUUCCUUUAUCCUUGCUGGGGGGCCUGCUGAUCUUAGUGGAGAGCUCCGUAAAGGAGACCGCAUCAUAUCGGUAAAUAGUGUUGAUCUCAGAGCGGCCACGCACGAACAGGCGGCAGCAGCUCUGAAGAAUGCUGGCCAGGCUGUCACAAUUGUGGCACAGUAUCGACCAGAAGAAUAUACUCGUUUUGAAGCAAAGAUCCAUGACUUACGGGAACAGAUGAUGAAUAGCAGCAUCAGCUCCGGAUCCGGUUCUCUUAGAACCAGCCAGAAGCGAUCCCUCUAUGUCAGAGCCCUUUUUGAUUACGACAAGACUAAAGACAGCGGCCUUCCAAGUCAAGGACUGAAUUUCAAAUUUGGAGACAUCCUUCAUGUUAUCAACGCCUCCGACGACGAAUGGUGGCAAGCCAGGCAGGUGACGCCGGACGGCGAGAGUGACGAGGUCGGCGUGAUUCCCAGCAAACGCAGAGUUGAGAAGAAAGAACGAGCCCGGUUAAAAACAGUGAAAUUCAAUUCUAAAACAAGAGGAGCUAAAGGGCAGUCACUCAAUGGCAAGCGUAAAAAGAACCUCUUUCCCCGAAAGUUCCCCUUCUACAAGAGCAAGGACCACAGUGAGCAGGAAACCAGUGACAUUGACCAGCAUGUAACUUCUAAUGCCAGCGAUAGUGAAAGUAGUUACCUAAUCUUGAUUACAGAUGAGUAUGGUUGUUCAAAAGGUGGUCAAGAAGAAUAUGUCCUGUCCUAUGAGCCAGUGAAUCAGCAAGAAGUUAGUUACACGCGCCCCGUGAUCGUGCUGGGACCCAUGAAGGACAGGAUCAAUGACGACUUGAUCUCGGAGUUCCCGGAUAAGUUUGGAUCCUGCGUUCCACACACAACCAGACCAAAGCGAGACUAUGAGGUGGACGGCAGAGAUUAUCACUUUGUGACCUCGAGGGAACAGAUGGAAAAGGACAUCCAAGACCACAAGUUCAUCGAGGCUGGCCAGUACAACGGUCACCUCUAUGGAACCAGCGUGCAGUCUGUGCGUGAGGUGGCUGAAAAGGGCAAACACUGCAUUCUGGACGUCUCAGGAAAUGCCAUCAAGAGGCUGCAGAUGGCUCAGCUCUACCCCAUCUCUGUUUUUAUUAAACCCAAAACCGUGGAAAAUAUCAUGGAGAUGAAUAAACGUCUGACAGAGGAGCAGGCCAAGAAGACCUUUGAGAGAGCCAUGAAACUGGAGCAAGAGUUUACAGAGCAUUUCACAGCCAUCGUGCAGGGAGACACACUGGAAGACAUUUACAACCAAGUGAAGCAGAUCAUCGAAGAGCAGGCGGGUCCUUCCAUCUGGGUCCCAGCAAAGGAGAAGCUAUGAGGACGAGCUCUCUCCUUGGGCCCCCUCUCCUCCCUCGGCCGCCUCCUGGGCCUCCCCCGGGGUUCUCCUCAGUGCUCGGCCGAAGCUGAAUCCUGUGCCACCCAUCCUGCCUGGCAGGUCCUCCUCUUUUCUGAGACAUCUUCUAGCCCUCUGUGUUUGCUCCUUUGUAUUCUCACGUGUUCCUGUUGGACUGCUUCCAUUUUUCAGAACUGAAGAUGGAAUGGCCCGACCAGCUCUUAAGGGUUUCGGGGGGAUGGGGAAAUUGUGGUAAAUUCCUUAAUGUUUAAGGGAAAGUAACUUUCAGUGAUUUUCAGAAAAGCUUUCUAUACAGUCUUUUAAAAUUUCAUAACAAAUGAAAGAAAACUGGUCUUAAUCGAUGAUUUAGUCGCUUGUGAGCAGCUUUGCACGCCUGCUUUAAUAGCAUGGUUUGUUUGGCCAGUGCCAUUUUCACGGGUUUUUUCUUCCAAAUUUGACUGCUUAUCAGAGCGGAGGGGUUUUGUUUUGGUUUACAGGCAGUUGAGGAAAAUCUCUGCUUUCAUUCAUUCUCUUUUUAAUUUCAUAAUUCAUGUCUGCAUUAACUUGCGUAGUGUCACAAGGGAGACUCAUUUUCUCAAGGGUUAUUUUCUUUUAAAGUCUUUUUUCUUUUUUCCCUUUUUUUCUGAUACAAUUGCUAGGAAUAAUGAUGUUCAAUGCUCUUAAUCUUGCUCGUCCAGCACUAUUUACAGUGUCCUGCAGCUGUUGUUUCUAGCUAAGGAUCAUCCCAUUUUCUGAAUUGAGACCUCGCUUAGGUGCUAGGAAAGCUUGCCCUUCACGCAGAGGGCUGACGAGUUCAUAGGCGUCGAUACUGACAAAUCCGUGACACUGUCGUGUCACGGUCCUCCUUGGGGCUUGUGGCCAAGGAACCCGGUUCAGAAAAUGACAAGUGUAUUCUUUGGGGUCAGAUUUUAACGAGUAUUUUACCCACGAUAACUGCCUAUUUUGUUAUAAUAAUAAAAUAUAUAUAUAUAUAUAUAUUAAACUUUCUUUAACUAAAACUCUGUAACUAUGGGAACUAUUUUCUUUACAUAGUUGCGCACACACACACACACACACACACACACACACACACACAUAUAUAUAUAUAUUUUUAAAAUAUAUUUUUUUCUUUUACCACCUAUUCCUAACUUUUUGUUUGGUUUGGAAAAUAAAUAUUCAUUAGACUCGAACUUCCUUAAUCAUGUGACAUGCAAACAGAGGUAUGUGUGGUUGUUGGGGGAAAUCUUUAGAAGAAAAUGAGUUGCAAGAAAAUAGUAUGAGUGCGUUCUCCUCUUUUCUACAAAAAGUGCCAGUUGUUUGUUUUCUGCUUGCCCCAGUCCUCCCUUUUCUCAGAGGGAAAAAGCCACACCAGAAUGCCAGCCUGGUGUGCGUUCAGUCUGGAGCGCAGGCCUGGCACUGCGCUGUUCACUCAUCCAGCCAGCCACCAAGAGCGCUUCGUGUGAAUGUUGUUUGGUAGCUGCCUGGCACUCGCUUGGAGCAGAUUGCUUAUGAAGUCCGUUUUUCCCAGCAGCUUCCUCCUCGUUUUUUUUCUCAGCCAGACGAAAGCUGGUUUGUAAAGAAUGAUCCGUGUUCAUUCCAUUUGUCAGAAAGGGGAGAACAGCUAAUAAACUUCAUUGUACCA